UCUGCGCAUGCGCGUGGACUUUGUGUGCUGCGUGAGCCGGCGGUUGUGGGCUUUUCUCUUGUGUCAUUGCCUUCUGUUUACUGGCGUUUUGUUGCCGCCGCUCGCGAUCCGUCGCCUUUGCCCUCAAAAGUCCGCGUUAUGGCAGACCCUCGCGUUAGGCAGAUCAAAAUCAAAACGGGCGUAGUGAAACGCUUGGCAAAGGAAAAGGUUAUGUAUGAAAAAGAAGCAAAACAGCAAGAAGAAAAGAUUGAGAAAAUGAAAGCUGAGGAUGGAGAGAACUAUGCAAUUAAAAAGCAGACUGAGAUCUUGCAAGAAUCUCGAAUGAUGAUUCCAGAUUGCCAACGAAGAUUAGAAGCUGCACAUGCUGAUCUUGCUCAGCUAUUAGAAAAUGAAAAAGAGUUGGAAGAAACUGAAGAAUAUAAAGAUGCACUCUCAGUACUCGAGUCAGUCAAGUUAGAAGCCUAAACUGAUUUUUCAGUACUUCAUGUUUGCCUUGGUAUUGGGUCCAUGGCCGCUCCUUACUUAUGUUUGGCCAUUGUUGUAUUUAUUCAAAUGAUGCUGAGAAUGAUAGUGUGCUGAAACUAUAUUUUAGGCUAUUACAAUUGAUUUAGCCCUUCUCUUUCUUUAAGAUUCUUUUGGAAGUGUUUUAUUGAAAAUUGUAUAAUCAUAAUACAAAUAAAAAUAGAGAGAAGCAAAACAGGA
This is a messenger RNA of Varanus komodoensis (Komodo dragon), 702 nucleotides long. It is a transcript of the gene TBCA, whose product is annotated as tubulin folding cofactor A. Bases 139 to 465 code for a protein of 108 amino acids. Lineage: Eukaryota; Metazoa; Chordata; Lepidosauria; Squamata; Varanidae. Gene Ontology annotation, biological process: tubulin complex assembly; post-chaperonin tubulin folding pathway. Gene Ontology annotation, molecular function: beta-tubulin binding. The transcript has 4 exons. The record is from RefSeq and is a predicted model, not a curated record. Gene Ontology annotation, cellular component: cytosol; microtubule cytoskeleton.